GUAGUCACGCCUCUUGAAGGAUGCGAUAAGAAAGCUGUCGAAGAACUUCAGCGUAUCGUCGUGUUGCAGAGGGGCAAUGCGGUGGCGAAGUGGGUAUCGCUUUCACCUCACAGCAAGAAGGUCACUGGUUGAAGCCUCGGCUGGGCUGGAUGGAGCCACAGAUCUGAUUUGUACACUGCUCACCUCAUCUAUGAGAUCACCAGCAAGUCGUAUCACAGAGAUUGACACCGGGAAGAAAUCUUCAGACUUGAAUCUGUUGUUUGCAGAACUAGUUACCCCUUAUUGCAAAAUUGAGAGAAUCAGAUUAAGCAGUUGAAAAUAUUAUCUAAACCUUACAGACAGUAUGGACAACCCCGAAGAGCAACUCGACAUGGAAAGUCUACGUCAAUAUGCAUGCAAGAUGACUUGGAAUCCAAACACGGCUUCUUUAGAUGUGAGGUUGAAAGACGAAGCUUAUGCGGAACCCCGCAGAAAACAUAAACCCGCCCCACACCACCCAGAGAGGUUUCAAGUUCCAGCCCAAAUCAUGAGUCGGGAGGGACUGAGCAGCCGUCAUUUCUUCCAGGUGGAGUGGUUCGGCAGGUGGGCUACCAUAGGAAUGGCCUAUAAACACAUCAGUAGAAAGGGAAGUGUAGAAGCUUGUACCAUUGGAUGUAAUGAAAACUCCUGGGGUAUUUUCACAAGCGCUCCCUAUCCCAUCUGUAAAGCUCUUCAUGGAGGGCUAGAGACAAUUCUGCCUGACUCCUCGCCCUUCAGAGUCGGGGUCUAUUUGGACUGGCCAGCAGGAAUACUGUCCUUUUACAACACCACAAACAAUGAGGCCAAACUAAUCCACACGUUCCAUGCAAAGUUUACUAGUCCUCUCUUUCUGCUUGUCAGCAUAAGUGCUGGAGUUCAGGUGCUUCCAGACAAACCUCCUCCUGUCUGUUUUCAUGAGCACGACCCCUGGGGUAUAAUGAUGGUCGAAGUGGCAUGCAGCGGCUGUAGGGAUUCAAAGAAGGAAUCAAAGGUGGUUCCUUCUAGAUCAUUUAAAUGUGCAAUUGUUUAAAUGUUAAAAUUGUUGUAUUUUCAAAUGAAAAGCCAAAAUAUUAGAUAUCUAGUAAAUGAAGUAAACCUAAAUAAAACUACAAUUAAAUAGGCUAAUAAUAACCAAUAUGUUUUACUAUAUUUUAUAUUGUGAUUUUUUGCUAAAUUGUAGGCUAUUACAACAGCAGAGAUUUCCAAAUAUCAUCAUAAUUAUAAUAUUUAAUAAAUAUUAACAAAUAUAGUUUUAUAA
Molecule: messenger RNA, 1276 nt
Organism: Danio rerio (zebrafish)
Lineage: Eukaryota; Metazoa; Chordata; Actinopteri; Cypriniformes; Danionidae
Source: RefSeq, a predicted model, not a curated record